Molecule: messenger RNA, 1840 nt
Organism: Mucor mucedo
Lineage: Eukaryota; Fungi; Mucoromycota; Mucoromycetes; Mucorales; Mucoraceae
Exons: 3
Coding region: 1-1458 (485 amino acids)
Source: RefSeq, a predicted model, not a curated record
AUGGAAUUUAUCACCAAAUUCAACAAAUAUCAGAAACAAAUAGAAUGUAGCAAAUGCAAAGGUACAUGGUUAAACAUUGACAGAAUCGAUCAUAUCGAAAUCGAAGACGAAGAAUAUGCAGAGAUUGUUUUAUUACGCAAAAACUGUACAAAGAAAUUUACAACGGCAGAGGUACAAGAAUUAAUCACUAAAGUAACAAAAGAAAAGAAAAGACAGAUAGGAGAUACAAGAGUUACAGCAAAUGACAAGAAUAUGAAACAACAAAAAAAAAACGAAGAGCAGAUGCAAACAGGUACAGAAGAAAAAAGUGAUUUUGAAGAUGACGACGAAAGUGAUGUGCCAGAUAUCGCAGACACAGAAAUGGAACAAGACGAAGAACUAGCAGGAGAAAUAAAUGUCUGGAACGAAAUGAAGCUACUAAAAAAAAGAUUAGAAAAAACAGAAAAAGAAACAAAAAAAAUGCAGGAGCUUAUUAGGGAGAACAUCAACCUGAAAAAAGAAAAUAUUGAACUAAAAAGGAAAAUGCGAGAAAUGGAAGAAGAAAACGAAACAGAAGAGUACAAUGAAACAAAUAACAACAACAACAACAACUAUCAAGAAGAAAACUUAAAUCAGAGUAAAAUUCAGGACAGCAACACAAACUCACAUAACGAGUUCCCAUACUUAAAAGCAACAAAAAGCAAUAUAGCACAACAACAAAACAACAACAACAACAAUUGGACCAAAAGAAGAAAAAAUCAAUUUUUUCGACAAAACAACCCAACUAAGAAACAAUUGGAAAUAGCAACAAGAACAUUCGAGGAAAAAAAAGAAGACAACAACUUCAUAAACAUACAUAUACCAUGCAAAAGACGAAUGAAACCAUCCGAAAUUAGAAAAAAACUAGCCUACGUUGGAAUCGACAACAUACAAGUACUUGAUACAUACUGUCCCGAUUGGGAUACAGUACUACUAUUAAUACACGAAAAAUAUAAAGACACAGCAGAAAAAAAAUUGGAACAGGCGGGUAUAUUCACAAAGGAAUAUAACUACCUACAUAUUUCACAUUUAAGAGACAGCAAAUUAGCAGGACUAUCGACAGAAGAAAAAGUAGCAAAACUGCAGCAAAUUAGGAACAACUGUUCAAUGAGAGCAUUAGAAUUUAUUAGAGAGCCGGUAAAAAAAUCAGUAGCAAGAUGCUUUUACCGUCAAAACAUUAUUAGCGAAGACCAAUUGAAACAAAUAUUGACAGGAAGAAAUAUGAACGAAGCAAUGGACAUUUUUCAAGAACCAGCAAAAGAAGAACAACCAAUCGGAGAUGCGAUUGUCAGUACGCCAAAUGAUAAUAGCAGAAUACCAAAGCUACCUAAGUUACACACCCGGCCAACUUUUAAGCCAAUCACGCCAGCUCGAUUUAAGCGUCAGCGAUUGCUAUACAUAGCGUUGGGUAUCAUACCGUUCCGGCCCGGACACAAUUAAAUAGUAGUAUAAAUAUAUUUUCCCUGUUUAUUUCAAUAAAGGACAGCUAUCUUUUAAGUAACUCUAAACGUGCUGAUAGACCCUAACCUUUGGGUAUACAUCCAUCCAUCAGCGAAUCACACGAAUCAACGACUGACAACUGGUAGCACCAGGACGCUUAUCUUACACUUUUGAUCCUUUUAUCCGGGAAUAAAGUGAUCGAAAAACUUAGAAGAAAAGGUGUUCAAGAAAGACAAGUUAAGACGGAAAGUCAAGUCAUUACAAGCAUUAAGAACAGUAAUUAAGGAACCAAGUCAAGAUCAAGUCUAAAUUUUGCAAGAGACACGACAAGACAUAGGCAGAUUAGCAAGUCAAUUUAUUUUUUCAUUUUUUCAUUUUUUCA